GCCCACCUGAGGGAAAAAAGGUAGGACUUGAAAAAAAAUCUGGUCGCAAUUUUGGCCUGAAAACUCCCAAAAAACCCAGAGACACGCGCGCGUCUCUUUUUUUCUCUUAUUCAAACAAAAAGGCAAAAAAUAUGGCUAACGAUCGUGAGCUUGGUUUGGCUAUUCAUGCCAUUGCACUAGAUGCGGAACAAAUGGCUGCUAACUUGCGCAAGUUUGCUACCUUGUUCGGCGUUCCUAGUGAUGACAGCGCUGUUGUUUCUACUACUGCCGCCAAAAGGGGUGCUGCUGCUGCCACCAGUGACGAUGAAGAAGAAGGUGAAGGCAAGAAGAGAAAGCGCCAACGCAAGGUCGUGGAUCCACUUGCACCUGAAAGACCCCAGAGCGCGUACAACCAUUUUAUCAAACAAAAUUAUGCUGCGGUCAGAGCAAAGAGCGGUGAGGGUAACAACAGUAUUCUGAUGACUGAAUUGGGCAACAUGUGGAAGAAUACCAGUAACGAAGAAAAGAAGAAAUUCGAGGAUCUCGCCAUUAAAGACAAGAAGAAGUACGAGGUGGAACUCAAGAAGUUCGAAGCCUAUCGUGCCGAUCACCCAUACGACCCAGAGAAGGAGGGUGUUACGGUGAACUCAAAGAAGCAACAAAAGAAGCAGGCCAACGCUUCUGCUGCCAACAACAACAACAACAACAACAACAAGAAAGCGGCGGCUGCCAAGGAGACUGCAGAGUCUAGCGGCGACUCUGAUUCGGAUGAACUUGAAGAAGAAGACGAGGAGGAAGCACCCGCUAAAGCAGCAGCCAAGGCCAAGGAGCAGCCCAAAUCCAAGAAGAAGACUGACGGAAAGAAGAAGCCAUUGACCGAGAAGCAACCUGUGGUCAAGGCAACCAGCUCGGAUGCUAGUCAGGAUAAGAAGAAGAAAAAGAAAGCCACUAAGCAUAAGAAAGCUGCUACCUCAGGAUCGCAAUAAACUUGUUUCUCUCGUUUGAUAACCAAACCAAAGAAAGGGUCUCUUUCGUCUGUAGUGUGUGGGGUUAGUGGUUUGGGCUAUAUUUUCCAAUGUAAUGCAACAGAGGUUAUGAAAAGGGGAUAAGACUGAUCAUAUCAAAACAACAGCUGGCCCAGAGGUGUGAAAUAAUCAUUGUGGAUGUGCUUCUCCUCCUUAUUUUGC
Molecule: messenger RNA, 1166 nt
Organism: Zychaea mexicana
Lineage: Eukaryota; Fungi; Mucoromycota; Mucoromycetes; Mucorales; Lichtheimiaceae
Exons: 3
Coding region: 132-965 (277 amino acids)
Biological process (GO): regulation of gene expression
Cellular component (GO): nucleus
Source: RefSeq, a predicted model, not a curated record